Molecule: messenger RNA, 759 nt
Organism: Dissoconium aciculare CBS 342.82
Lineage: Eukaryota; Fungi; Ascomycota; Dothideomycetes; Mycosphaerellales; Dissoconiaceae
Exons: 1
Source: RefSeq, a predicted model, not a curated record
CAACCGCUCUCCCCGCCUCGGCAUCCUCACCGCGCCAAUCUUGCUUCGCCAUCCCGCCUGCGCUCCAGCUCACCGCGCCUACACAGUCCAGCGUCGUCGGAGAUCUUUGAGCGCAACGUGCAAGAGUCCGUAUCAAUCGCCAGCCUCGGAGGUGAAGAACAGGCCGCUCAUAUUCCGGCGCAUGUCGUCACCGAGGAUCACAUCCCUCCAGCUCUCGAGGCUUCCGCACAAGCCAUCACCAGUCAAUCGCUGAACCCUGACGAGGUCGAAAUCGUCACUUCCUCCUCACAUCAACCCGCAGCUACAGCUCUCGAGCACUCAACGUCAAACUUCGGCGCAGAUCACCCCUCCUCCAUCCACUCGUCGAUCCUCGCUCAACGCUCACCGAUCGUUCCCGAGGACUCCGCAUCCACUCACGACUUUGCAACCAGCCCUCACCAGUCUAGCUUUCUACCUGCACUCACAGCUGUCACGACCAGGACCUCCACCACCGAAGAUGACCAGACGGGGCCUUCGGCUGCCAGUACAUAUGCUUCCCUCGAUCCCACGGACGUCCGCCGCCUGAGCUUCAUCUCCUUCAAGGACGUCGUACAGAGUGAACACCAACACAUCUCCUCCCCACUCGCCUACAGCGGAAGUCUUCGCGACAUCGGCAGCCGCGAGAGCCUCCCUCUCAGCCAGUCCCCUCCCCACGAUCGCGCCGCCUCACCACUCCGCUCCCCGACUUCCACCACUGCCAGCGGCGUCACCACUCCGCCC